This is a messenger RNA of Fundulus heteroclitus (mummichog), 1259 nucleotides long. It is a transcript of the gene mid1ip1l, whose product is annotated as MID1 interacting protein 1, like. Bases 193 to 690 code for a protein of 165 amino acids. The transcript is spliced from 2 exons. The record is from RefSeq and is a predicted model, not a curated record. Lineage: Eukaryota; Metazoa; Chordata; Actinopteri; Cyprinodontiformes; Fundulidae. Gene Ontology annotation, cellular component: cytosol. Gene Ontology annotation, biological process: regulation of lipid biosynthetic process.
AAAACCGGGGCUAAAGCGUCCAGACAGCCGAGGAAACCUUCAUCUUUCCUUCCCGGCGGUGUUUGUCCGGUUCCUGGCGAGACUUGCUACCAAAACGGCCAUCAAAGAUCAUUCUCAGGGUUUCUGCAGCUUCAGGUCAGUCCCUAUUAAACCACUCUGCAGCUAAAGCCUUACUUACCUAAAGCCCUCAUUAUGAUGCAAAUCAGCAACGACCCGGCCAGCAACAAGCACUCCCUCCUCAACGUCAUGCACCGCUUCAUCGCAGCCGCCAACAACAUGGACGAGACCAUCAUGGUGCCCAGCCUGCUCCGAGACGUCCCGCUGGAGGAGCAGGCCAACAACAACAACAACGACGACGAGGAGGAGGCCCAGGUCGCCAGCAACAAGCAGAGGGACAUGUACGAGCACUACCUGCUCCUCAAGUCCAUCAAGAACGACAUGGAGUGGGGCCUGCUGAAGCGGGAGAUGAGCAGCGGGGCCAGCUUCCUGGAGAUCGCCGUGAAGCAGGAGGAGCAGCAGCAGCCCCCGGUGAAGGGGGAGCUGCCCGUGGAGGACAACGCGGACCUGGAGCAUCAGUUUCAUUAUCACCUCAGGGGACUGUUUGGCGUGCUGUCCAAGCUCACGCUGCAGGCCGACCACCUCACCAACAGAUACAAGAGAGAGAUCGGAGGUGGAAACUUCAUGAGAUAGAAGUGUCUCCAUCUCUUUCUCUCUCUCUCUUGCACUGGACUGCUUCAACCUUACCCCCUUUUUUUUUAUUUUGUAAAAGAUCUGAUCUGACCAGGGCACUCUCUGUUGCACUCCACCUUCCUUUCACCUGAAGUCGGUGAUGCCGGCACAGAGGCGGCCUGCUUGUUCAGAGGCCGGCUCUGUGCUCGGCAGAGGUCUUCUCACUUGUCUCCCCCCCCAGCCAGAUGACGCACAGCUCUUAUUUCUACAGAACCUUACCCUCUCCAUGUUUUCAGGUUCAGACAUGUUUGUGAAUAAAAAGGUUCCUGCUUGCAGGAGACGUUGAAUGCUGGUUGUUCUUCCCCUACCCUUUUUAUUUCUCAAUCUUUAAAGCUGAGCUGAAGGGCUCUUAACUGUACAAAGUUUUAAUUCCUUUCCCACUUGUUGCCUUGGCUUCAUACUUUUUUCUACACGUGCCCCGAUCAGAUCAUUGUGACAGUUUUAACAGCUCAAUGUUUGUCCUUGUAUUUCAAAACCAGUUUUAUAUUGAUGCAUAAAAUGCAUUACAGCUGAAUAAAUGGUAAUGUUUA